AUGCGCAAGUUCAGAAGAGCCAGUCCACCAAGGAUGAUGUUGGGAGACCAGGGGAUUCAAGAAGCAGAGUGCCAGAGGCCCAUCCACCCUGGAGCUGUGGACAGUGAUGAAGCUUUGGCGAUGCGUCUGCAGCAGGAGCUGGACAGAGACACACGAGCUGUGGAUCUGGAGGACGAGGGACUGUUCUUUUGUCAACUCUGCAACAAGAACCUCUCACACAUGACGCCCGACGGACGCACACAGCACAUUAACAGGUGUUUAGAUGAAGAAGAGCACAUAGCACCUGCGCCGGCCCCAGGAAUCAUGGAAUGCCCCAUUUGUGGAAAGAGAUUUAAGUCGGAAAAGAAUCGAGCGUCCCACAUGAAGCGUUGCUCCUCUGAUAUGGGGGUCCCCCCUGCUGUGCUGAUGCAGGCUCUGCAGCGACAGGCAGAGGAAACCCACAGCAGCUCAGCCACAAAUACACAGACUGCAGGUCAAAAACGAAAAGGUUCAAAGUCAAACAUGCCGGCAAGUAAGAAGCCUAGGAAGAAGCCUGGACAUAUGGAUGAAGACACAAUGAUGGCGAUUGCGCUGUCGUCAUCACUGCUGGAACAAGAAAAACAGCUGAAUCUUCAGGAUGCAACUGCCCCCAGCACAUCAAAGAGUCCAGCCCUGAAGUGGAACGCAGAUGCUGGAAAAGGACGCAGCAAAAAGAAAAGAGGCGCAAACGCUCGGCCUCUUCCGCUGCUACUUGUGCAGGAUCCAGGAGCAGCUGCAGCCAAGAUACAAGAACGUGUCUCUACUCUACUGCUCUGCACUCGAGCUCCAUCUCCUCCCGCUCCCACGCGGUGCACCUCCACUUUGUCUGGCCAGAGUGGUGCUGCCCCCCUUUGGCAGAAAAGUGCAUUGCUCUCAGGAUUGCGCCCAACUGACUUUUAUGUCCCGGCGCUUCUAGACAUUGUAGCUCCCCAAGAAUCUUCAACGACUGUUGUGAGUGGGGAAGUUGCAGCCACUCCAAUACUGAAGUCAAGAACUUCUUGUGCCUCCAUCGUGCCCUCCCAGAUGGGCUGCUCCUCUCCUCUGUCCACUCCGGGCCCCGGGCGGCAGAUCCCUGGAGGCAGUCAGGCUCUUCAAGACCUCAUGGAUUUGGCUGAGGAUGGGAUGACACUGACGCAGUACGGUUACUCCACCACAGAGCUUACAAAAGACCAGCAAAGCGGCAAGAAGCACAUCUCACGCUUACAUUCAUUUGUUGUGGAGAAAGAGGAGGAGCUCAGUAACGAUCACGUGAGCGGAUUCUUACCUGAAACCGUUGACGAUGAUCAUAAAGAACAGCGGGAAGAGGAGGAGGCCAGACAAAAAACACGGCUCUUGGCGAGACUCGCUGUGGACUUGGGCUCCAUGGUCAACAACCCUCAGCUCAGUGAUGUGCAGCUACAGGUGGACAGUGGGGAAGUCUACUUUGCUCAUUCCUUCAUGGUGUAUGCGCGCUGCCCUCUGCUGGCUGAGAUGAUGCAUGAGAGUGGUUUUGGGGUGCAGGAGGAGGGCGUGCCUGCUGCUCAGAGGGUGCUGCUGAACGACGUCCCGGGACCGGCUGUGUUGGCCCUGCUCCAGUUCCUCUACACUGCAAAGUGCUCCGUUCCUCCUUCACUGCGGCCUUACAUCCUCGAACUGGCUUCCAGGUUUGACUUAAAAGAUCUCCAGGACUUUUGCCGGCUUCCAGAGACCGUGUUUGAGAGCGGGGACUGCGAGCGUCUAAUCACACACACGGACAAGGACUUCGCCGAGCUUCUGCGCUCCAUGUGGCAUGAGGAGGACCCCGAAGACGCCGACCACCAUUCUUUGGACGACAGUAAGGAGAUGGAGGACCACCCUGGGGACAUCUGCUCGGGCGACGGAGAAAUACAAGAGGACAAAGUGAACGAGGACGAACUGGAGGAGAUUUACGAGUUUGCUGCUACUCAGAAAAAGAGAGAGGAAGAAAACGAGGCAGACAGUGGAGAUCCACCAGAGAUAUCCACAAGUCCGCCUAAGAUCCAUGAUGCAAACACUGAGAAUGUUGUUAACACCAGUCUGGAUCGAAGCUACAGUCGCCUUUUCUCAGAAACUUGGGGUGAUUUUGAGGAAAAACCAGAACAAAAGUCUCAUCUGCCUGCUCGUCUCGUAUCCUCCGAAAUGUCGGCCAGAACGUUGCUUCAGUCCUCAGCGAGUGUGAUUGAUAAGCUGUCUCCGACUCCUCCUCCUAAUGCACAGAACCUGCCUGUACCUGGACAAAGUUUUAUGGAUGAGCCUCCUAUGGCUUUCAAUGACUCAUGGGGCCUUGAUGCUUGUGCGGAAAACCCCUGCUUUAGUCUCAAACUCGACGACAGCGAAGGCUCUGAUCAGCAGCAGCGUAGUCUGGAGAAUAUCAAAAUGGCUACUCCGCAAUCUAUGAAUGCCGGGAUAAGCUCUUCUGCAUCCCCACACAGAAUGUCAACCGAAACAUCUGUUAUUUUGCCUCCUGAAAUUGAAGCACCUCAAGACGUCAACAACAUACUCAUGGACUCCAAAGUCUGGGACAGUUGGGACGAUGAAGAUGAGAAGGAUACGUUCCCAUCGCUGUCUGAGAGACUGAAGCCUCCGGUGCAAUACAAGACCCCAAUCUCCAAAUUCAAAAAUCGACAAUCUCUUGUUCCCAUUACUCCUUUGCCUCACUAUUCCGACAUGGACACACCCGAGCUGAAGAACAAAUUGAACAAAUUUGGAGUUCGACCGUUACCUAAACGCCAAAUGGUUUUAAAGCUGAAGGAGAUCCACCAGUACACCCACCAGCUGGUCAGUUCGGACUCUGAGGAUGAGGCGCCCUCUGCUGGUCAAACCAUCCCAGCAGCAGUCAGACAGACUUCUUGUGCGAUUCCAAAGUUCAAAAAGCCCUCAGCAGUAACUACCUCUCCUCUUAAACAACCGACGGAGGACGAGCCACUGUCUGCCUCUCAGGGCUCAAACACCUCCUCCACCGCAGAAUCAGAAAGAUCAAACCCAGAGAUCGUGCAGUUGUCUGAUGGGGACUCGGACAGUGACGGGGGCGUGUCUGCCUCUCAGUCGGCCUCCCGUCUGCAGGACCGGCUGCAGGCUGUUCGAACCUUUAUUAUGUCUGAUUCUUCUCUCUACAACAAGAUCCUUCAGUACCAGCCCCUGGUCCUGACUCAGCUUCAGCAACAGCUGAAGACAGCUGGGAUUCGUCUUGGUGUUAGUAAACUAGCAGACUACCUGGACUCUCAGUGCAUCACCUUCACCACAGCCAAACCAGGACAGUCCGCCCCCAGCCGCCGCCGGGUCAAAAAGAACAAGGGUGAGACUGCAGUGAGGCGUAAAAAGAACACUGCAGCCGCACACUAA
Knipowitschia caucasica is the source of this 3357-nucleotide messenger RNA. NCBI's taxonomy places the organism in Eukaryota, Metazoa, Chordata, Actinopteri, Gobiiformes, Gobiidae. The record is from the annotation of a GenBank genome assembly.